Messenger RNA from Toxotes jaculatrix (banded archerfish), 997 nucleotides. It is a transcript of the gene polr1h, whose product is annotated as RNA polymerase I subunit H. Gene Ontology annotation, cellular component: RNA polymerase I complex. The record is from RefSeq and is a predicted model, not a curated record. Gene Ontology annotation, biological process: DNA-templated transcription; termination of RNA polymerase I transcription. The coding region runs from base 137 to 493 and encodes 118 amino acids. Gene Ontology annotation, molecular function: nucleic acid binding; zinc ion binding; DNA-directed RNA polymerase activity. The transcript is spliced from 5 exons. Lineage: Eukaryota; Metazoa; Chordata; Actinopteri; Toxotidae.
CAGGACCCCUUGGUGUGUCACCAUGCAGAUGCCAAACUUUGAGUAACGCAACAGACAGACGUUUGGUCUCUUCGUUGAACCUGCGUAUUAUUAUUGUUGGUAGUUGAUAGUACCGAUAUUUACACAUUAAACAGAGAUGUCGUGUUUUAGUGGUGAUCCCAACUUCUGCCCAGAAUGUGGGAAUGUUCUUCCUCUCCCAGGGAUACAGGACACAGUCCGUUGCCCUCGCUGCUCCUUCUGCAUCCCUGUAGCAGAGUUUUCAGGUCAGGAGAUCCACUCUAUAGUCGUCUUUAACCCUGUGGAGCAGUCGUCAGUGGUUCAGGAAAUCGAGGAGGACGCGGAACUGAAGGGACCUGUGAUUGACAGGCGAUGCUCUCGUUGCAAUAAAGAGGGGAUGGUUUACCACACCAGACAGAUGAGAUCUGCGGAUGAAGGACAGACCGUCUUCUUCACCUGUAUACACUGCAGGUAUCAAGAGAAGGAGGACUCCUGAGACAAAAUCUGCUUCACUUUCUCCACUCCUCUCUAUGUCUGCUAUGCACUACUGUUGGUCUCUGAUGUGAGGAUGUCAUCAGUCAAUGGGCCCUUUAUCUCUGUUUUAUCUAAAGAGGCUGUGACCAGCAGAGCAUGUCAGUGACAGUUCCUUCCUGAAUUGUUAUCAUUCAUGCAAGUUUGACUAAAUAAUCUCCACUCAGGGUCCACUUACUUUUUUCAAGAGCUUCCGUUUGCAUCUCACAGUCUUCAUCAGUGGAUCGAGUUCACUCAGUUUUCUUGGAAAAAGUGUUGCUCAUUGACAUUGAUGAUUUUCUGCUGACAGAUGCUGUGAGAUACAGUUGAAAGCUGUAGAAAAAGCUUGUAACAAUUAAGAUUGUUUUUGUUAAACUACAGCUUCGAAGAAGAAAAGUGGACUUUAAUGCUGAACAAAAUUUGUUUACUUAAGUUGUGACAUUUAUAUAACUGAAGUUGUUUAUUAUAAAAUGUUAUUAAAUCUGCAUUC